Messenger RNA from Psylliodes chrysocephalus, 306 nucleotides. NCBI's taxonomy places the organism in Eukaryota, Metazoa, Arthropoda, Insecta, Coleoptera, Chrysomelidae. The record is from the annotation of a GenBank genome assembly.
AUGGCUGAUCAUCCACAAUUGCUAAGUGGUAAAUUUACUCAAAAUUUUACUGCUUCUUCAGCUAAAAGUAUGUGGAAGGAGCUGGAAUCCGAAUUGAAUUCGAUGGCGGGCGCAAAGAAAGAUUGGCAGCAGUGGCGAAAAUCCUGGCAUGACAUGAAGACCAAAGUCAAAUCAAAAAAUGCCAAAAUUAAAAAUCACCGAAGGGGCACUGGUGGUGGAGCACCACUGGGAGAUGUGUUAACAAACUGGGAAGAGAGUAUUUUUAAUUUGAUUCAGUGUUUAAGGAAGUUGACGUUUAGGGAUUAA